Oxyura jamaicensis (ruddy duck) is the source of this 2225-nucleotide messenger RNA. Its product is annotated as leucine-rich repeat-containing protein 55-like. Lineage: Eukaryota; Metazoa; Chordata; Aves; Anseriformes; Anatidae. The record is from RefSeq and is a predicted model, not a curated record. The transcript is spliced from 4 exons. Gene Ontology annotation, molecular function: transmembrane transporter binding; potassium channel activator activity; voltage-gated potassium channel activity. Gene Ontology annotation, cellular component: voltage-gated potassium channel complex. The coding region runs from base 533 to 1414 and encodes 293 amino acids.
AAAAAAAAAAAAAAACGAGAGACAGAGAAAGAGAGAGACAAGGGAGGACGAGGAGGAGGAGGGGAGGAAGGAGGUGGGGAAAGACCUGCUCCGAUUGCCAGGCUCGGCAGCAGCCCUGGCUGCGGCUGCAGAAGCCACUUGCCCAACUUGGUGGCCACCCGAGGAGCCCUGCCUGGCCACCCAGGCCUAGCGGCUGCGGGGAGCUGAGCCCUGCUUUGUCCCCCAGGCAGCGCGGCUGAGAACGGCCUGACACCAGCCCUGUGCUGGGGGGGGGACUCGGUGUGCCCCCCGAAUGUCUCCGGGACACCCCAAGCAUUGCUUGGCUAGCUCGGAGCCCACCUCCGCUCCCAAAAGCUUCCUCGGCCAACGCCAGCAGCCCUCGGUGUGAGCGGAGGGGUGCCCCCCCCGGGAUGGUCCCCACCAGGCUGUGACGGGCAGAGGAUGCCGCUGCGGUGCGGCCGGCGGGCUGUCCCCGCGCUGAGGCCCGCUGGCCGCCCCGUUCCCCGCGGCAUGGCACACGCCGGGCUCUGAGAUGGGCCCAGGGGCUGGCCGCCGGCCCGCCAUGCUGCUGGGCCCCUGGGUGGUGGCGGCGGCGGCGGUGGUGGCGGCGGCGGGCGCCGGGGCGGGCUGCCCGGUGCUGUGCACGUGUCGCGGGCAGGCGGUGGACUGCAGCGGGCAGCGGCUCUUCUCGGUGCCUGCCGAGCUGCCGCUGGACACCGGCAACCUGAGCCUGGCCCACAACCGCAUCGCCAGCAUCCCGCUGGGCUACCUGGCCUGCUACGCCCAGCUGCGCGUCCUCGACCUCCGCAACAACUCGCUGGAGACCCUGCCCACCAGGCUGUUCCUCGGGGCCCGGCGCCUGACCCACCUGGACCUGAGCUACAACAACUUCAGCCUGGUGACGGCCGACAUGUUCCUGGAGGCUAGCGAGCUGCUGCGCCUCGACCUCAGCCACAACCCCUGGCUGUGCAAGGUGCACCCCAAGGCGUUCCGGGGGCUGGCGCAGCUGCGGGAGCUGGACCUCAGCUACGGGGGGCUGUCGGCGCUCAGCCUCGAUGCCCUGGAGGGGCUGACGGGGCUGGUCACCCUGCGCAUCGGCGGCAACCCCUGGGUGUGCGGCUGCGCCAUGGAGCCCUUCCUCAAAUGGCUGAAGAGCCGCAUCCAGCUCUGCGCCUCAGAUUCACAGCUGGCCAAGUGCCAGGCCCCCCUCGAGGUGAAAGGGGUCCCCCUCUUCUCCCUGACGGAGGAGAGCUUCAAGGCCUGCCACCUCACCCUGACCCUGGACGACUAUCUCUUCAUCGCCUUCGUGGGCUUCGUGGUCUCCAUCGCCUCGGUGGCCACCAACUUCCUGCUGGGCAUCACGGCCAACUGUUGCCACCGCUGGAGCAAAGCCAGCGAGGACGAGGAGGUUUAGCACUGGUGGAGCAAGAGCCCGGCAACCUCCAGCUCCCUGAACCCUGUCUGUGCUCUGCGACCUUGCCAAAAUGCGGGGGCCAAGCCCAGGACAUGUCACUGCCACCCGGCUCAGUGCCACCGCCCGCUGGGGGACAGACCUGCGCCUCGCUGGUGACCCCGGCCACCGCUCGGAUUCACAGACAGCCCCAGGGCCAUCGUUCCUGGUGGCGGGACAAGAGCUGAAGCCCCAUGAGCAGCUCUCGGGCACGGCUUUCACCAGCCACCUUUUUGCUCCUUUUCCUCCUCCUCCUAAGUUUUGCACAGGUCCAGGGCCAUUCCAGGUGCCAGAUGGCUUGGGGAACCUGUGCUGAUCUCAUCAUUAGGAGGUAAAAGGAAUGCCAAAGGAAAAAAAAAAAAAAAAGGAAGAAAAAAUAAAGCCAACAGCCCCUCUGCCCAGCCAGGGUGGGCACUGCUCCCACGUGCGUUUUACACCGUCUUUGUGGCCGUUCCUGCAGCAUGUAGGGCUGAGGACUACCACCUCCACCCCAGCUGUAAAACCCCUGUGGUCACAUAGCACUUUGCUGCCAAGAAGCAUUUGCUCCCAUCCUCGGCCUCCCGGGGUGGGUUCUGCUUGGGGAAAGCCCCCCCCUUGCCCCUUCCCUGGGGCUGCUUGCCUGCCGGAUGCAUCCUGAGGAGGGGCCUCCCGUGAGCUGUUUUAUUUUCUUACCGUGUUUCCAUGCCUGUAGCUGGAGUGUAGAUGCACAGUUUAAAAACAAACCAACCAAAAAAAAAGAAAAAGAAAAAAAAAAAAAAAAAAAGACGGGGAAAAA